Dufourea novaeangliae is the source of this 896-nucleotide messenger RNA. RefSeq names its product methyltransferase-like protein 22. The record is from RefSeq and is a predicted model, not a curated record. NCBI's taxonomy places the organism in Eukaryota, Metazoa, Arthropoda, Insecta, Hymenoptera, Halictidae. Bases 51 to 896 code for a protein of 281 amino acids. Gene Ontology annotation, cellular component: nucleus. The transcript is spliced from 5 exons. Gene Ontology annotation, biological process: protein methylation. Gene Ontology annotation, molecular function: protein methyltransferase activity.
UUUGUGACGUUAACAUUGUUUAUAUAUAUUAGUGACAUUCAUUAUUAAAAAUGACACUAUAUAAAGUGACAUCAGAAAUAUUCACAGAAAAUAAGAAUUCUUUUGUAACAUUAAACAAUGGCACUGCAAUAUCCUGCUUCAUCUUUAGGUAUCCAUCCUAUAUGCUUAAACCAAACUGUGCUAACAACAUUAUAACACAUGACAGUGAUGACGAUUUAGAUGUAGAUAGGCAAAAAGAAGGAAAAUUACUAAUAGAACAUUAUACAUCUACAAAACUACAACAUGUUGGAUUGCAAGUAUGGCGAGGUGCUUUAUUGCUAGCCGACUACAUAUUGUCCAACCCAGAUUUAUUUAAAAAUAAAACAGUUUUAGAAUUAGGUGCUGGAGUAGGCUUAACUAGCAUAGUAGCAAGUUUUUUGGCUAAGGAAGUAAUUUGUACAGAUGUUGACGUAGAAGGAAUUUUAAGAUUGAUACGUAGGAAUUUUUUGAGAAACAAUGAUUAUGUUAGGUCUAGAAUUUAUGUUAAAGAACUAGACUUUUUAAAUGUAACAUGGCCAACGUUCUAUGAAAAAAGAAUGAAGGAAGCAACAAUUAUUUUGGCUGCAGAUGUAAUUUAUGAUGAAAACAUAACAGAAGGAUUUGUUCAAACGUUAAAGAAACUUUUAAAUUCAGAAGUUCCAAAGGUAGUCUAUAUUGCUUUAGAGAAAAGGUAUGUCUUCACUACAGCCAAUAUGGAUACUACUGCUCCGAUGUAUGAAGAAUUUUUAAAACGCAUUGAAACAGAAAAACAGAACUGGCACAUCGAGUAUAUUAAAAUAGACUUUCCACGAUAUUUCAAGUAUGAUAGAUUAAAGCAAAUGAUACUUAUGAAAAUAGAAAAUAAAUUAAGUGACUAA